CUGGCCUUAUUUGACUAGGGAGGAAAAUGGUGGAAAGGAAAGUCAGACGGCUUCAGUAGACUGAGUGAUUCCAGCAGUUGUAUCUCUGCCUCCAGACUCACUUUGUGUGAUCCUUAACACGGCAGAAGAGAAGCAGCAGUGAUGGCGGAUGCAGAGAAGAUCAAGAAAACAGCAGCCAAGGUGCUGUGCUGCGUGGAGAAGGUGACCUCCUUCGCCUCCUCCAUCGACCCCAUCUUUGGCAUAGUCUCUUCCCUGGUUGGGGUCGCUCGCAAGGGCCUGAUUGAGGAGGAGGGCCACGCUCUAGACAAAGACUUCCAGUCGCUCCACACCAAACUGGAGAGCAUCUCCGAAAAGAACCACCAAUGCCUGAGGCGGAUCCGCAUCGACGAGGUGAACGAAACCUACGGCAAGUACGAGGAAUACAUCAAGCACCAGUACACAGCCUUCAACAACAUGGUGGGGCAGGUGAAGAAAGAUCCUGACAACAGUCAGCGCCACAUGGAGAACUUUGAGAAGAUUUAUGAGAGGGACAAGAGUGACCUGAGCCUGGAUGUAUACUACCGCGGUGUGAUGGGCACCAAGUUGCUGUUUGGAAGACCCCUGCUGAAGGUGUACCUGGACAACUGUGACGGCGACCGUGAGAUCAUGGAGCGCCGCUGUUCACACAUCACCCACCUGUUCCACAUGGGCCUCAUCGCCCUCAUGGCGUACACAGCUGUUACAGAGGACGACGAAGACGAGGUGCGGGAGAAGUGGGCCAAGAGGGUGGCAGACAUCCAGGAGAAGAUGCAGGACAUGCUCAGUCAGUGCAAAGACAAGAAGUCCUGAAGCUGCAGAGAGAGGAGGGAACAGUUUGCUGUGGUCCAAGGAAAACUGACAAAAUAUGUUAUAAUAUAUAUAUAUCUGAAUAAAACCAAAGCCAUGUCUCAUUUAUGCACUUAAGCGGCACCUGAUAUUCUUAGUGGUGCAUUUUAGUUAUUGUAUCGACGUUGUAUGUUAUGUUUUGUUUCAAAGAGACCACUAAAUGUUUCAGUUGCUUUGUGUUACAUGCCAAUAUAUUGUAUGCUGAAGUUUUGUACAAUCUCUACAAUUAAAAUGUACAUAUUAUUAGUCGAUGAAGUUGAAUAUUGUGAAAUUGAUUCUAUCCACAUUAAAACCAACAAUGUAUACAUAAAAA
Trematomus bernacchii (emerald rockcod) is the source of this 1177-nucleotide messenger RNA. RefSeq names its product rapunzel 2 (gene rpz2). The record is from RefSeq and is a predicted model, not a curated record. Lineage: Eukaryota; Metazoa; Chordata; Actinopteri; Perciformes; Nototheniidae. The transcript has 2 exons. The coding region runs from base 142 to 828 and encodes 228 amino acids.